AUGGACACGACUUCGACGCCUGUGGAUCCGGGGCUGGCAGCCCAGAACAUCUCAUGGCUUGCUCUGCUCAUCAUCAUCCUGGUCCUCUCAUUGGCAACUAUCAUUGUCGGGCUCCGCUUCUACACGAGGGUCGUGCUGCUGAAGCAGCUGGGGCUUGAUGACUACUUUGUCCUAUUGACAUUGGGCUUCGCCGUAGCCACCGGCGGCGCCGUCCUCUCAACCAUCCCUUACGGCCUCGGAAGGCGUACUGCAACACUCGAUCCUUCAGUCAUUCCCUUGUAUCUUCGAUCCUUUUGGGUCUCCAUUGUCUUGUACAAUGCGACUCUCAUGAUGAUCAAACUCACCUUCUUAAUCCAGUACUACCGCGUACUUGGGGUGUACAAGAUGAAGAGAGUGAUAUGGAUGACCGGACUGGUCAUCAUGAUGUGGGCUUUCUCGCAGUUGCUCGUCGUCAUCUUCAGCUGCUCGCCCGUCCAGAAGUUUUGGCUGGCCGACUUGGAAGGACAGUGCAUGCCCAAUUUACCAUUUUGGUACAUCAAUGCCGCUGGAAACAUCGUCACGGAUCUCGCGAUCCUCAUCCUCCCGUUACCCGUCCUAGCGAAACUAAAGCUUCGUCGGCAGCAGAAAUAUAUCCUCAUUGGCAUCUUCUGUCUGGGAUUAUUCACCUGCGCCAUCUCGCUCAUCCGUCUCAGCUACCUCAAGCAAGGCCCCGACUUCACGUGGGACAAUGUCCCAACAUCUGGCUGGUCCGUCAGUGAGCUGUGCUCUGGCAUAAUAUGCGCAUGUCUUCCGACUCUUCGGCCGUUAAUGUCUAAGAUCAAGCCGCAAUGGAUGGUCAGUUAUGCGUCACGGUCACGGAGGACCAAACAAGAGUAUGGAGACAGGAAUCACUACGGCGCCAAUUCAGGUAAAAUCAAGGCGAUGAGCAGCAGUACUGGAAAUUCGAGGAGCACCCGCGAGAGCAAGGACCCUAGCCUCUUCGUAAGCUCAAAGGAGCUUGGCUCAUCAAACUACACCAGACUCGGGGACAACGACAUCGAAAUGGCAAUUCCGGCACCUCCAAGCCCGUCGUUCCAGGCGGAUAGAAGCAGGUUUGACGACGCACGAUCUUCGACGGACGGUGAGAAUACAUUUGACGCAGCACUUGCCCAAGGCCCUCGGGUGGACAAAAAAGAUAUUCCGAUGCAGAGUCUAAGCUCUCGAACAAAGCCUCAGCUGGUCCAAUCUCAAGGAACAGACGGCAUCGAAUCAAGGAGGGAGUUCAGCAACCGUGGCAAGGAGAACGACAAGGCAAUGGAAAUACUGGGCGUCGAUCAAUACGACACGGGCAUCACGACACACAUCGUGGCGGACAAAGGGCCAUCCUCGAUGUUCCCCCAGCACUCGCGAGCUGUCAUCAAGUCAAAGUCAGGUGCCAACUUAUCGGGGAUCGAGGUAAAGACAGACGUCAUUGUCUCGACUACACCGUCGCCUGUGACCAGGCCAAAAGACGUGCGAUGA
Messenger RNA from Diaporthe batatas, 1500 nucleotides. RefSeq lists its product as uncharacterized. Bases 1 to 1500 code for a protein of 499 amino acids. The transcript is spliced from 5 exons. NCBI's taxonomy places the organism in Eukaryota, Fungi, Ascomycota, Sordariomycetes, Diaporthales, Diaporthaceae. The record is from RefSeq and is a predicted model, not a curated record.